AUGCUUGUUGACGAGCACUCUAUUCCUGUGGAUGAGGAUGUUGGUCAUGUCAUUGUAGCCCUCAUUAAUGGAAACAGUGGUGAGCGUAAAGCAGCAAGCUUCGUUCGGAAGCAGCUGAUCGCCCACAUUGGCGAUGAUAAGGUCUUUCACCUCUUCCCCGUGAAGAGGCCUGCGGUAGAAGACGCGAAGGCAUUUAUCAUGCGUCAUAAGCCUGCAGUUGUGAUUGUGGCGGGGGGAGACGGCACCGUCUCGCUGGUGUUGGAUAUACUUGAUGGACUGCGUGACGUGGGUGCGAUCCCAUGCGCUUCCGCAGCUGUUGCUGUCCUGCCGAUGGGCACGGGGAACGAUCUGAGUCGCACUCUUGGCUUUGGCGGUGGCUACGUGAAGCCAUUACGAGAACCUGAUGCGAAGUUUCAGAGGCUGCUAGAUCGAAUCAAGCGUGCGAAAAAAUUAAAGAUGGACCGUUGGAAGCUCGUCGUUCAGAAAUACCCAGUCAGUUUGUCGAAUGGCUGGAAUGAUGACUUUUCGAAAAAAAGUAUUGGGGACGCCGAUGCGCCAAGUCACACAAUGAUGAAUUACUUCUCCAUUGGCUUUGAUGCGUCCAUUAUCAGUCAGUUCAGCGCGUUCCGUGAUGAGCACCCGACUUUGUGCUCGCAGCGCGCCGUCAAUAAGUUUUGGUACGGGUGUUUCGGCUGUGGAUCGAUGUGCACCGCCGACACUCUGCCGAGGGGAAAGAUGCGGCUCCAGGUGGACGGCAUGGACGUUGAGAUUCCCCCAGAUGCUAAGGCGCUUGUCGUCACCAACGUGACCUCAUACGCCGGUGGGGCUGUACUCUGGGAAGACAGCAGGGGCGUAUUCGCCAAGCCCAGCGUUGGGGACGGAAUGCUGGAAGUCUGCGUUUUGUACGGCGCGUUGCACAUUGCAGGUGUGCACGCGGGCAUUCGGAAAGCAAUGAAGGUUGCGCAGGGGAGACAGUUGCGUAUUAUGGCGCCGGCGGGCUUCGCAAUGCAGUACGACGGGGAGCCGAUGAAUCGAAUUGCCAGUAUCAGUGAGAUGAUUGAUGUGCGUAUCACAUUCCAGGCGACCACAUUGGUCAUGGUGAACGAGGACAAGGUUAAACACAGUGGCGUGACGCAGAGUUGA
Messenger RNA from Trypanosoma grayi, 1143 nucleotides. Its product is annotated as diacylglycerol kinase-like protein. Lineage: Eukaryota; Euglenozoa; Kinetoplastea; Trypanosomatida; Trypanosomatidae. The transcript has a single exon. The record is from RefSeq and is a predicted model, not a curated record. Bases 1 to 1143 code for a protein of 380 amino acids. Gene Ontology annotation, molecular function: ATP-dependent diacylglycerol kinase activity.